This is a messenger RNA of Didymosphaeria variabile, 1581 nucleotides long. It is a transcript of the gene RDS2, whose product is annotated as Transcription factor. Gene Ontology annotation, cellular component: nucleus. Gene Ontology annotation, molecular function: RNA polymerase II transcription regulatory region sequence-specific DNA binding. NCBI's taxonomy places the organism in Eukaryota, Fungi, Ascomycota, Dothideomycetes, Pleosporales, Didymosphaeriaceae. Bases 1 to 1581 code for a protein of 526 amino acids. The record is from RefSeq and is a predicted model, not a curated record. The transcript has 5 exons.
AUGACCGACGAGACACUCAAUGCCAAUGGCUCCGCUGCGACAGCACCACCCAAGAGCACGGACCAUGGCAAGAGUGACGACCGAUCAAAAGUAGCCAAGAGCAGCUCGCCAUCCAAAGACAGGGGCUCAUCUGCACCCGGCUCCGACGUCCCGACGAAAACUCCAAAGAAGCGUAGAAAGGUCAAUCAUGGUAAGGCCGUCAUGCUGUGCGCCCUCGAUAGUGUCAAUGGCCUUGCUGACCCUACAUGCCCGCUCCAGCGUGCAUAUACUGCAGACCCACGCGAAGGCGUCAAGAAGUCCAAAACAGACCCGGAGAGCGUCAACGGCGACAGAUCCGGCUCCCAGCACGAGGCAACGCCAGCCGAAGGCGCUGUGAACCCCAUGGCCCAGCAAACUACUGCUCAAGAUGCAGGCCUGACCCUUGCGCCGCCUCCUCCUCCUGUGCCUCCUCCUGACAGAGGUGCCAGCGCAGCAACGAUCGCCCAGCCCGCACCCGUGUCUGCGCCACAGCUACCAGCUCUGACCUCUCAGAGCCCGUCUCUUGUCAACUACAACGACUGGAUUACAUCGUCCAACAAUAACUUCCAAGACAUGCACCAAUUUCAUCCGUCAUAUAUGUUUGGCACGUCCGAGAUCAGUAACGAGUUCAAUCUACUCAACGAUUUCCUCAACAGCAACCUGAUGGAGGACGGCAACAUGUAUGGAACUGGUGAUUUCCACCAAUUAUUUUCCGAUGCAUCUUUGAUGAACCCUAUGGGGACCCUUACCAACAACACGCCUUUUAAUCCAAACGCGUCCAACAGUGGCUCGCAACUGCUGCCGCCUCCCGCUCAAAAUGCCUCCGCUAACUCGAUACAACGGCCAUCAAGUGCUUUCCCACUGGAGAAAGCGAGAGAGAAAUACUACAUGACAGCAGCAGAUCCUGCCGGUACGGACAGUCCUGAAGAGCGGAUGAACAAGCUGCUCAAAGCCAAGAUGGACGCCGGCUUGCUAAAGCCAUUCAACUACGUCAAAGGCUACGCGCGGCUCAAUCAGUACAUGGAACAAAACUUGCAAUCCAUAUCACGUGUGCGCAUUCUGCGACAACUCGAUAGGUUUAGGCCAAAGUUCCGUGAGCGCGUACAAUCUUCGACAGAUGUGGACCUCGUGCGCAUCGAGAUCUGGUUCGACAGAAGCUUGAUGGAAUACGAUCGCGUCUUUGCCAGUAUGGCUAUCCCAGCGUGCUGCUGGCGGAGAACUGGGGAGAUAUAUCGAGGGAACAAGGAGAUGGCCAAUCUGAUACACGUUCCUAUGUCCAGGUUGAGAGACGGUAAUAUCGCUCUCCACGAGAUUCUCGCCGAGCCCUCAUUGGUGUCAUAUUGGGAGAAAUUUGGCGCAAUUGCUUUCGACAACAACCAAAAAGCUAUCCUCACCAGCUGCUCGCUCAAGAAUCCCGAUCCAAACUCAAAGGACCCUGAGAUACGGUGCUGCUUCUCUUUCACUGUGAAGCGCGAUACGCUCAAUAUCCCCUCUCUAAUUGUAGGCAAUUUCCUGCCUAUGCUGGAACCAUCCCGUCUUCUGCUUCGUGAUAUCCCUCAGUAA